UCGUUUCUCUUGAGUACGCAGAGAAAAUACAAGAGGUGAUUGAGUCGAUGGAUGAAGUAAAGACUGAUCCUGCUCAGGAGACACGUGAAGCCAAGGUCAAGUUUGACUUCGACGCAGCAUCGCUGAACGAGCUCUCACUGAAAAAGGGUGAGGUCGUCACGCUGCUGCGGGAAGUUGACGAUAUACUGGUACGAGGGAGCCAUCGGGACCGAGCGCGAAUCUUCCCGAUAGCCUUACGUGGAGUGAUGCGUGCAGACGUCUGCCCGACCCACAACAGCAGCAGCAAACACGUGUUUUGUUGA
Molecule: messenger RNA, 302 nt
Organism: Priapulus caudatus
Lineage: Eukaryota; Metazoa; Priapulida; Priapulimorpha; Priapulimorphida; Priapulidae
Product: vinexin-like
Exons: 4
Coding region: 48-302 (84 amino acids)
Molecular function (GO): protein binding
Source: RefSeq, a predicted model, not a curated record